This is a messenger RNA of Cuscuta europaea, 567 nucleotides long. The record is from the annotation of a GenBank genome assembly. Lineage: Eukaryota; Viridiplantae; Streptophyta; Magnoliopsida; Solanales; Convolvulaceae.
UAAAUAAUUUUAUGAUUUUUUUGAAGUGAUAAGGAGGUGUCGUAAAGAAUAAAAAAAUAGUUUGCGGACAUUUAGGGGGACUUGGUCAUCUUACGGGGAGGUUGACAAAGCCACCCGUGAUUUUUGGUUGGAAGAUGUUCAAGGGUUGCCGCCUUAGGCAGCGCCUAGCUUGGUUGUCUGGCGGUGCUUCGCUCAGGCGAGUACGGCGCCGAGAAGGUCUUUGUUAUUGGCUGCAGGAGGAGAUCACAUGGAGGAUUUUGGUAGGGAAGAGUCAAUGAACAUCUUAUCGUGGAAUUGUAGAGGACUGUACAAAAAGAUGGCGAUUGGAGUAGAGGAACAAGAACUGGAUCUAGUGGAAGCUGAUGUUGAGCGUGUGGCGGAUGAGCGGCAGGCGCGUCCCCCUCCUGAGUCACCGUCAUGGAGUGAAAGCAAAUCUAGGGUUUGGAAGAAGAUGAGUGAACUCUAUUUUAAUUGCAUUUUAUUCAGUUUGUGUUUUUCUGUCGGAUUGCAUGUUGUUUUGGUCGUGUUUUUUUUCCUAGCAGAGAAAUUCUUAAAUUUAGGUUAGGU